Puccinia graminis f. sp. tritici CRL 75-36-700-3 is the source of this 976-nucleotide messenger RNA. RefSeq lists its product as uncharacterized. The record is from RefSeq and is a predicted model, not a curated record. The coding region runs from base 120 to 479 and encodes 119 amino acids. Lineage: Eukaryota; Fungi; Basidiomycota; Pucciniomycetes; Pucciniales; Pucciniaceae. The transcript has 2 exons.
CGGAUGUCUCUUUUUCCAUUCAAACGCCUAUCCAUACCCUCCAUUUCAAGCCUGGAAUAUUCUUAGCAAGAGCAUCGAAAACGUUAGCCCUGCCCAAUCCAGUUGGUCCAGCAGAGAAGAUGAAUCCUUUAUCGAGUCUCAUCCUAGUCGGGACGUUUUUCCAGCUCGCGUUGGCCGCCCCACUAUUAUUAGCGGAGCUCACCAAAUUUUGGCCGUACGGGCGAUCGAUCGCGCUCCUCAGUGCGUCCGGGUGGUCGGGCCAAAUUGUGGGCGAUUUACGCAAGGCCAAUGGCGCCAUGCCAAUUAUGCGUGAAAAGUCAGCAAGUGCACCGUCUAUCGGCGGCGUCGCCCGUCUCCGAGGCGACUCCGGUAUCCAGAUCCCCAAAUGUGAUCAGUUCCCUCAUGUCACACCAACUUCCCCCAACGCCAAAAGCUCCAGUACUGCACGACAGCUCAUGGACCCACUCAGCGGAUUAUAAUCUCAAACAAGAUAUACAUAGACAAGAAAACAAAGUGCAAUAUUUUUCUUGGGACAGGUAUUUAAUUGACGCCUGGAGUUAUUUUAUUUGCAAUAGGUCAAUUACUUAAUUUUUUGGUGCGGGGCACAAAUGAUGAUAUCUACUUGUGGUCCGCGCCAAAAUAAUCAUGAUCCCCUGUAUAUACCCGUAAAUCAUAAUACUUCUCACUAAAGAGAUAGCUUUCUGCUCUUUCUACCGCACCCCCAAUACCACAAACUGUCAGAUUAAAAUCAUACAAUCAAACAAGUUUAAAAUCGUUGCGUUUACUUUUCCAAUUAUAACUCUACAAUUUGCAAAUCUUCAUCUCUGUUCUCAGUAACAAGUGCUUUAUUCUUGUCAAGAUAGUUUCAUUUUUGUAGCUUCCAUCUCAUUCUCAUUCUUAUUCACAUUGCUUCACCCGUUCAAUUCUUCAAUAUUAAAAUGAUGAGGGCCAACACAAUAGCCAGUUGAAACAUUGA